UUCUUGAGGAUGGUCUGACGCAACGCACACACGCCCUGGCUGCCUGUGGCGUAGUAGUGUGUGAUAACAAUGUUCUUAUUAAAUUAGUUACUUUGAUAUUUCAUGAAUUCUUACGUUUCACAAAACUACAGUGCAUCCGCCAUAUAUUUUCUGUGUAAAUGUGUAGCAGAUGUAGCUACACAUAUGAAUAAAUAUUUUGUAGCCAGAACUUUCUUUGUAGAAGAAAUAAGAACCUCUUAUUUAUUCAGUAAUACAUUUAGAAAGUUAUAGACGGCAGUUACAAGUACAUAACUAUAUUACGUCACACCAUGUAGCUUUGUUGGAUAAUAGGAACGUAAGUUAAAUGGUUUAAUUUUCUGACGGAGGAACUAAAUUGACGGACGGUAUCCAUGGUAACGAGUUCGAUUGUGGAAAGCGCGAUUGAACGUUUGUUGCGCUCAACAACAUCCGAGCGACGAUGUGUCAUUCAAAUGAAAUCUGAUAGGUUUAACAUUGUAGGGUAUUGUAAAAAAGGUUUUACAUUUUUCAUGAAGUGGCUGUGACGUCGUUUUGCGAGUGUUGUACUUUCUCCUCGCGGUGAACACCGACGAGCGACGAUGUGUUCAAGUUAUCCCUGUUACGCCUUGUUGAAACAAAGUGAUGAUGGCGCUCAUCGAGAAUGAAUGGGCAACAUGUCAGUGACCCAUCACUAGUGUGGAGGCCACCCGCUUUCACAUGACUAAGCCGCUUUGGCAUGACUAUUACUACAAACGUAUAGAGUCCUCGGUGCACCUCGGUCUCACUGAACAUGAAGGCGGUGGACGGCGGAGAGCCAGAGCACCUGGAGGCUCAGCUGGCCACCAAGGAGCGAGAGUGGAAGGAGCUCCAGACACUCAGGGCUCGGCAGCUGGAAAGUUCACUCAAAGAUGCACAGGAGCAGCUGUCCUCCUUAAGGCAGCGCUUCAAGCAGCUCAGAGAAGACUUCCAAUACAACCUAUCUGUGCUGGAGGACAGAGACAGAGAGCUGGAGAGAUACGAUGCCGAGGCUGCCAAGGCACAGACUGUGGAGAGUGCCAGGCUGGAGGAGUUGAGCCAGCUGCGUAUCCAGGUAGCCAAGCUGUCGGAUCAGAAGGCCAGGGAGACCCAGGAGAGGGGCCAGGAGCUGAGACGCAGCCAGCUGAAGGCCACCGAACACAGGGUGCAGCUGGAGAAGCUGCAGGGCUCCAUGGCUGCUGACCUUCAGAAGCAGAGGGAAGACUACGAGGGGAUGAAACGCCAUUUAGAACGACGCAUCAAAGAAGUGGAGGGAGAGCUGGCCCUGCAGAGACAGGAGAUGACGGCAGACUUUGACAACGUCCUCCGUCUGAGAGAGCAUGAGUUCAACCUGCGAAUGGAUGAAAUGCGCACUGUCUUACUUUCGCAUGAAAUCAAGGUGAAGCUGCUCUCCAAAGAGACAGAGUACCAGGCCCAGGCCCAGCAGGAGGCCUCUGACGCACUGCAGGCCUCUGAGGGGCUCUGUGGACAGACCCGGGACCAGCUCCGACACACACACCUGGAGCACGCCGAGACCACCGCUCUCAGGGACAACCGGAUUAAGGAACUGGAGAAACGGCAAACAAGGAUGGAGGCCAAACUAGGCAAAGAAAAGGAGGAGCAUGUUAAAAAGCACCGGGCUCUGGAGCGGGCCCUUCGGGAGCGGGACGGGGCCCUGGCGGCCCAGCAGGAGGCCCUCCACGUCCAGACGGAGGCAGCGGAGACAGCCGCUGGACAGGCCCGCGCCCAGCUUCAGGACCAGCAGAGGACGCUGGCCGAGCGCGACCAGGCCAUCCAGAGGCUUCACGGAGAGCUGGAGACGGCCCGCUGCAACUGGGACAAAUACAUCAAGCAGGCCUCAAAAGAGACGGUUGCCAGGGAUACGGCGCUGCUGACUGCGCAGGAGUCGGAGGCCAGACUGAAGAGCGAGCUGGACAGGAGACGCCAGGAAACAGAGAAAUUCCAGCAGCAGCUGAGCGCAGGGCUGCAGCGAGAGGAGGCCCUGGAGCAGCGGCGUAUCCAGGUGGAGCUGGACUGGCAGCGGCGCUGUGAGGAGACCAAGACCCAGCAUUACCUGACCAGCCAGGGCCUCAUCCAGGGCCUCACACAGGCCAGGGACCAAGCGCAAGCAGAGCUCAAGGAGCGAGGCAGGGAGCUGGAGGAGGCCUCUGUCCUGCUGCAGGCCGUCACGGAGGAGAGGAACCAGGCAUUACAGGGUGUUCUCGGGGCCCCAGGUCCAGUAGGGUCGGAGCUGGUCUCCCGCCUGCAGGAGCAGAACAGCAGCCUGAGGGCCGUGGUGGCCCAGAUGAGGACGGACAUGGAGGGCCUCGGUGGGGCCCCUCUUCCUCGGCCAGCCACCACCGCGAGGACCCAGGCAGAGCCCGGAGCGUCGUCCGAGCACACGGCGCCCCCUACUGGAGGACCGGACGUGACCAGGCCAGAAGGCACGCCAGAGUACACGCGUGCGCUCGAGCAGGAAGUGUCUGAACUGAAGAGGCGCUGCAGGCAGCUGGAAGAGCAGCUAUCGGGCGCCACAACCACACCAGAGACGCCAACGCUGUGGCGGGCCCCUGUUGCCCCUGUGGCCCCCGAGAACACGUACAUGCAGAACCACAUUCGCUUGCUCAAUGAAACCAUCGGUGGUCUGCGUUUGGAGAAGGUAGCGAGCGGAGCGGCUCAGAAGAAGCAGGAGGUGAGGAUAGCCCACCUGGAGUCGGCCAUCGCCGGCCUCACUCAACAGGGCUAUGCUGAGCAGGCAGAGGGGGGAGGGCUACGGCUGGAACUGGCCAAUCAGAAGUCUAAAUGGGCCUCUACAGAGUCCGGCCUCAGGCAGCGUCUGGCUGCAGUAGAGAUGGAGCUGGAGGCGGUGAGAAAAGAGAAGGAGGAGUACCAGAAAGGAAACAUUCUUAACAACCUGGACACCGUCGCUCUGAGGAACCAGGUGUCGGCUCUAAAGUUGGACAUUGCUAGCAGGAGGGACCCCAUAGUGUGCGAACAGAGUGAGAUGGUGGGACAGCUCCGGGAGGAGAACCUGGCCCUGCGACGGCAGCUCGCCUCCCCGGGGGGUCUGGGGCCUGGGGCGGGAUGGGUCGGCGGGGGCGACGGCCCCCUGCAGGCCAAGCUGAAGCAGGCGGUGCGUUACAUCGCCAGGCUGAGCCGAGACAAGCAGCAGCUCAUUGCCAUGGGUAACGGGCUCCGUGCCCAGCUCCAAACAUCUGGACCAGAGGAGACCUGUAUCGUACCGUUUGGGACUCCCAACACAGAGGUCCCGGGCUCUGCCAGAGCACCAGAGACCCCAGCUGGGGAGAGAGACAGGGGGCAGCCGGACCACCACCUGGCCACCCUGGAGAAGCUACAGUACCAGCUCACCACACAGGAGCUACAGUACGCUCAGAGGGCGCAGGGGGUGCCCAUCGUCACGGUGAGAACGCUCCUGUCUGAAAGCGACAGUGGGAGUCAAAAAGGUGCUGCCAACCCCUGGGGUCAGGGACGCAAGGAAACAGCCAGGAGAGAGAUGUCGAGUAGUAUGGACAGGCCUCCGGAUCACCGAGACACCGGACCCCAGCCGCGCUCCAGCUCCUCAGGCCCCCUGAUGUCGUCGGUAGCGUCGGAGGGAUCUCUGAGGGAGAUGUGGCAGAUGCUGGACCGGGACCUCAGCCCCUCGCUGCUCACUGAAGGUGAAGCAGAGCUGGACAGGCCAGCCUUCCCAGUUCCUGCUGGGCCUGUUGGCUCAGAUUCCCAGUUGAGGCUGCAGGGCAUCAAGGUGAGGAGCACGAGCGUGGCCCCAUUUCCCGACAGGAGCAGGCCCGGGAAAACCACUUCACAUCAAGCCAAGACCAGCAGGACGGCUGGAGCCACCACCACCAACAGGGCCAGUAGAAUAAGGAACUACAACGUCAAAGACUGAAGCUUGGGCUUGGUUGUGUGUGUUGGUGUUAAUCAGCUGGUUAACAUGGGUUGACCGUGACCAAAUGGACAUUACAUGUUAGGCAGCUGACACAGCUUUGGACCUGUGGAAGAAUGGCUCGCUGGUCAUCUUAUAGUCCAGGAGAGGAAAAAGAAUGCCAGCAAUCAUGCCGCACGGUAAUCCUGCCUUUUAAUAUGUUUCAGGACAAAGUAAUGAAUGUUUCUUUCUGUAGCUCUGUACGUGUACCAAUUGUAUUGAUUUGAAACUGUAGAAUCAAAAUGUUUGAUUGGCGGAAUCAAAAGAGGCUAUGAGUACCUUAACUAUAGAAUAAAUACUUAUUUACACAUGUA
Gadus morhua (Atlantic cod) is the source of this 4269-nucleotide messenger RNA. Its product is annotated as coiled-coil domain-containing protein 57. NCBI's taxonomy places the organism in Eukaryota, Metazoa, Chordata, Actinopteri, Gadiformes, Gadidae. The transcript has 21 exons. The record is from RefSeq and is a predicted model, not a curated record. Bases 788 to 3919 code for a protein of 1043 amino acids. Gene Ontology annotation, biological process: microtubule nucleation; positive regulation of mitotic cell cycle; centriole replication. Gene Ontology annotation, cellular component: centriolar satellite; centriole; spindle microtubule.